Molecule: messenger RNA, 972 nt
Organism: Bombina bombina (fire-bellied toad)
Lineage: Eukaryota; Metazoa; Chordata; Amphibia; Anura; Bombinatoridae
Product: olfactory receptor-like protein OLF1
Exons: 1
Coding region: 1-972 (323 amino acids)
Biological process (GO): G protein-coupled receptor signaling pathway
Cellular component (GO): membrane
Molecular function (GO): olfactory receptor activity; G protein-coupled receptor activity
Source: RefSeq, a predicted model, not a curated record
AUGUACACUAAUUAUUCAUCAGUUUCUGAAUACAUAAUCCUAGGCUUGUCCACUAGGCCAGAACUUGAAAAAUUCAUAUUUAUAACAUUUCUAAUCAUUUAUAUAGUUGCUAUAAUUGGAAACUUAAUGAUUUUAAUCUUGACCAAUAUUGAUCCUGGUCUUAAUACACCUAUGUAUUUUUUCCUUGGUUUCUUGUCAUUUCUUGACAUUUGUUCCACAUCGGCUACAUUACCCAAGAUGUUGACUGAUUAUGUGUCGAAGACCAAGACAAUCUCAUUUUAUGGCUGUGCUGCACAGCUAUUUUUCUUCACUUGGCUUACGAGUACUGAGCUUUUAUUGCUUGCAGUGAUGGCUUAUGACCGCUACGUUGCAAUUGUAAACCCACUUCGGUAUGUUGCAAUUAUUAAUCGGAAAGUCUGCAUAUGUGUGACAACUGCCAUUUCAAUUACUGGCUCUGUUAAUUCUACAACACAUACAUCUUUUACCUUCAGACUCCCUUACUGUGAUGAUAAUAAAAUAAAUCACUUUUUUUGUGAUAUAAUGCCAUUGCUUAAAUUAUCAUGUGCAGAUACUUACUUGAAUGAAGUUGUGCUCUUCAUUGCUGAUGUCAUUCUUGGUAUGUUUUGCUUCCUUCUUAUUUGCAUAUCAUAUGUCUUUAUCAUCAACACUAUAACAAAGAUACGUUCAACUAAAGGCAAACAGAAAGCUUUCUCUACUUGCGCCUCACACAUCACAAUAGUUUCUAUGUAUUAUGGUGCAGUGAUUUUUACCUACAUCCGUCCAAGAUCCAGUUUGUCUUUGGAAAAGGAUAAAAUAGUGUCUGCACUUUAUGCUGUAUUUAUACCCACUCUCAAUCCUAUUAUAUACAGCCUUAGAAAUAAAGAAGUGAAAGAUGCUUUUAAAAGGAUGGUCAGAGUAAUAGUUCCCAAAAUCUCUACUAUAAAGAUAAACAAAGUACAACUUACAUUGUAA